This is a messenger RNA of Hansenula ciferrii, 660 nucleotides long. RefSeq names its product 21S rRNA (uridine2791-2'-O) methyltransferase (gene MRM2). The transcript has a single exon. Bases 1 to 660 code for a protein of 219 amino acids. Gene Ontology annotation, biological process: RNA methylation. Lineage: Eukaryota; Fungi; Ascomycota; Saccharomycetes; Phaffomycetales; Wickerhamomycetaceae. The record is from RefSeq and is a predicted model, not a curated record. Gene Ontology annotation, cellular component: mitochondrion. Gene Ontology annotation, molecular function: rRNA (uridine-2'-O-ribose)-methyltransferase activity.
AUGUUUAACAUAAGGACAGAUCUAUUACUACGGAAUUCAUUCCAAUUUAUAAGAUUCCAUAGUUCAAAAGCAAGUUCUAAAAAAUGGUUACAACGUCAAAAAGCUGAUCAUUAUACCAAAGAAGCUCAAUUUCAAGAUUAUAAAUCAAGAGCAGCUUUUAAAUUAUUACAAAUCGAUGAUAAAUAUGAUAUUUUCAAAUCUGGUCAAAACGUUGUUGAUUUGGGGUUUGCUCCAGGUGCUUGGACUCAAGUUGCAACUAAAAGAGUUGAACCAAAUGGUAAUGUACUUGGUGUUGAUAUUAUACCUGCAAACCCUCCAAAAGGUGCAUCUGCUAUACAGGCAAACAUCUUGAGUAAACAAACUCAUGUAUUGAUAAGGAACUAUUUUUUAGAUCCUAAAAAUCAAAUUAAAGAUCACAUUGAUGAUAUAAUUAAUCAUCCAAGUUAUAUUGAGGCUGAAUUACGUGAUAAUCCAUCAUUAACAAAAGAACAAUUGGAUACAAAAUCAAAAUUCCCAAUUGAUGUUGUUCUAAGUGAUAUGUAUGAUCCAAUUCUACCACCUGAAAGGUCUUGGAAUAAUACAACUAAUAUUGCUUUUUAUAGGAUGGCUAAUACUUCUGGAUUAAUUGCAAAAGAUCAUAUGGCUAGUAUUGUAAGUUGA